Messenger RNA from Anopheles merus, 806 nucleotides. Its product is annotated as general odorant-binding protein 99b-like. Gene Ontology annotation, biological process: sensory perception of smell. The record is from RefSeq and is a predicted model, not a curated record. NCBI's taxonomy places the organism in Eukaryota, Metazoa, Arthropoda, Insecta, Diptera, Culicidae. The transcript is spliced from 2 exons. Gene Ontology annotation, molecular function: odorant binding. Bases 259 to 699 code for a protein of 146 amino acids.
UUUUCCCCAAUUUGAAAAAGGAGUUAAAACACAAUCAUUUUCCUAAACACUACUCAAUUGUACGACAACAACACGCGAUUUUCUCAUUUGUCUUCGAAGCAUUUGCAAAUGUGUAUUCAACGGAGUCGUUAUGAGGGGUUGAAAAAAAAACAAUUCUAUAAAAAUUGACGGAAAAUCGAUUUGGGACAACAGUUGUCUGUGCCCAAGAAUCGUGUUAACAACAGUCUCAAGUGCACAACCACCGGUAAACCGCCAGCAAUGAACUCCCUUCUUCUCAUCGGAGGAGUUUUGGUAGUGCUGAAUGUCCAGGCGUUGUUGCAGUUCGUAACAGCGGCCGAUAAUAACGAGUCGGUGAUUGAAUCCUGCAGUAACGCUGUGCAGGGCGCCAAUGACGAACUAAAGGUACAUUAUCGGGCAAACGAGUUUCCCGAUGAUCCUGUGACACAUUGCUUUGUGCGUUGCAUCGGACUCGAGCUGAAUCUUUACGACGACAAAUAUGGAGUCGAUUUGCAAGCAAACUGGGAAUAUCUGGGCAACAGUGUUGAUGCGGACGAGGAGUUCGUAGCGAAGCAUCGUGCCUGUCUAGAAGCUAAGAAUCUGGAAACAAUCGAAGAUCUGUGCGAAAGAGCAUACAGUGCUUUCCAAUGUUUGAGGGAAGACUAUGAAAUGUAUCAGAAUAACAAUAACGCCACAAGCUAAUGCAUAUAACAGACUAAUAUACAGUAGACACACCAUUGAAGCACUACCCUUUGUCGUCAAACAGCAUAAACUAAACGGAAUAAAAGUCCCAGGUAUUUGGAAAUAAA